AUGUCAAUGAUUGAAGAUUAUCAAGAUUUAGAUAGUGAACUGUUGACUCGCUAUAAAUCAUUGGUUAAAACAAAGAGAGAAAAGAUCUUCAUUGCAAUCAAAGCAAAAUUUAUAUUUUACAUCUCUGUACUUUAUUUAUUAUUCAGAAUAUCAAAAACUUUUUAUUUUUAUUUUAUUGGAUGUAAAUUAAGUUCAUCGCCGUGUACCAUUCACAGGGAUGUCAGGUAUUCGAAAGAGCGUCCAAGAAAUAUUAUGGAUAUAUAUCAACCUUUGAAAACUAAGAGCGGUGGAAAUCCUGUAGUUGUAUUCAUUCAUGGUGGUUCUUGGAUGUACGGGGUCAAAACACUUCACAUUAAACUUGGAAGAUCAUUGGCAUCUCAAGGAAUAACUACGGUUUUGGCGAACUACUCUUUGUACCCAAACUUUAGUGGUGAUCAACAAGUGGAAGAGAUAGGUCAAAUCUUGGAGUAUGUCUCCAAUCAUAUUGAGAGCUAUGGUGGUGAUACCAGAAAUAUUACAUUGAUGGGACACAGUGCAGGUGGUCAUUUAAUAACACAAUAUCUCUUGACGAUUUACAACAAAAACACCAACAUUAGAGAGAGAAUCAAUAUCAAGAAUUGUAUUCCAAUGUCAGCACCACUUGAUAUGAGAGAACAAUUCAUUUUCCAAACACAGCUUGGUAAAGAACAUACCAGUAUGAUAGUUCCAUAUUGUGGUGGUGUUAAAGGAUUAAAUUAUAAAUCACCUUUAUAUUGGAUUUCAUUGGAAAAAGAUAAAUCAUUAGAACUACCAUCAAUAUACCUAAUUUAUGGAGACCAAGAUAACUUGGUUCCACCAAUUGUAAACUCUCGAUUUUUACAUCAAUUAGAAAAGAAAUGUAAAGAACACAUUCAUCUACAAGCAUUGGAAUACGAUGAUGUUGCACAUGUCGACCUAAUUACAGACAUUGAAGAUCAAGAAAAUAAUGUUUGUAAUUCCGAACCAUUCAACGAGCAUCGUGGAGCUAUCACGAGAAGACACAAGAAAUUCAUGUUGGGUGAUAUCUUGAGAAUUAUCUUAAAUUAA
This is a messenger RNA of Heterostelium album PN500, 1065 nucleotides long. RefSeq names its product alpha/beta hydrolase. The transcript has a single exon. NCBI's taxonomy places the organism in Eukaryota, Evosea, Eumycetozoa, Acytosteliales, Acytosteliaceae. The record is from RefSeq and is a predicted model, not a curated record. Bases 1 to 1065 code for a protein of 354 amino acids.